Epithele typhae is the source of this 1161-nucleotide messenger RNA. Its product is annotated as Brix-domain-containing protein. NCBI's taxonomy places the organism in Eukaryota, Fungi, Basidiomycota, Agaricomycetes, Polyporales, Epitheliaceae. The record is from RefSeq and is a predicted model, not a curated record. Gene Ontology annotation, biological process: maturation of LSU-rRNA; maturation of 5.8S rRNA. The transcript has 6 exons. Gene Ontology annotation, cellular component: nucleolus; preribosome, large subunit precursor. The coding region runs from base 1 to 1161 and encodes 386 amino acids. Gene Ontology annotation, molecular function: rRNA primary transcript binding.
AUGCCCGCCAGUCGGUUUGAGCCGUCGUUGAUCAAAAAUAAAAUCAAGCGCGAGGAAAUCGCGAACAAGCGCAAGAAGGAAAAACGGCAAGACAAACUCAAGCGGAGGCUCGCGCAGGCGAAGCUUGAGGUAGACGACCCACUCCUCAAAAAGAAACGCCUAGCUCAAAAUGUUCCUCGCACGCUAGAUAACUCUCGCGAAUAUGACCCUUCCUUCCUCACCGCCAACCCUACUGCACCUACCGAGCCCGAAGCCGGUCCAUCCAAUGCGCCAUCUGAGAGCGCUGAAGCUCCAAAUGCUGCUGCAGAAUCAGGUGUGCAGCCAGAAGAUGAAACUGCCGCCGACUUGGCUGCAGAUCCCUUCGCCGCCUACUUCUCGGGUGUCCUGGACCCCAGCAUUCCCCCGAAGGUCCUCAUCACGACCUCGCCGAAAUCGACUCGGACGACAUAUGACUUUUGUGACGAGAUUGUGGGCGUGUUUCCUGGGGCAGAAUUUAUUAGGCGAAAGAAGGGCAAGGGCUUUGAGAUGGGCCGCAUCGCGGGUUGGGCGGCGAAUCGUGGAUACAGCCAUCUCAUAGUGGUCAACGAGGACAUGAAGAAGCCCAAUGCGAUCACCAUGGUCCACCUGCCCGAUGGCCCUACCGCCUACUUCAAGCUCACAUCCAUUCAGCUUUCGCAAAGGAUAUCAGGACAUGCACGGUCUUCCGCACAUUUUCCGGAACUGGUCUUGAACGGCUUUGUGACCCGGUUAGGGCACACCGUCGGCCGUCUCUUCCAAACACUCUUCCCACCAAUGCCCGAAUUCCAAGGCCGUCAAGUAGUCACUCUGCACAACCAGCGAGAUUUCUUGUUCUUCAGGCGUCAUCGCUAUGCUUUCCGUUCGCCGGAGAAAGUAGCACUUCAGGAGAUUGGACCGCGCUUUACUUUGAAGCUUCGCUAUAUGAAAAAGGGCCUCCCAGCGGUGAAAGCCCUGGGCGCCCCGGCAAAACCACUCGAGUUUGACGUAGACGACGACGAGCCGGAGCCUACAGAUGCUGAGAUGAAGGAGGGCGACGACUUAAGACCUGUCGAACGGAAGGAAGUACUUCCGCCUACGGAGGACGAGUAUCUCUGGAUGUGGAAGCCAGAGCUCGAGACCACAAGGCGGACUUUCUUCCUGUAG